Limanda limanda (common dab) is the source of this 510-nucleotide messenger RNA. RefSeq names its product troponin I, fast skeletal muscle-like. Gene Ontology annotation, cellular component: troponin complex. NCBI's taxonomy places the organism in Eukaryota, Metazoa, Chordata, Actinopteri, Pleuronectiformes, Pleuronectidae. The transcript has 6 exons. Gene Ontology annotation, biological process: muscle contraction. Bases 1 to 510 code for a protein of 169 amino acids. The record is from RefSeq and is a predicted model, not a curated record.
AUGUCUGAUGGAAAGAAGAUGACAUCGAGCCGCAGGCAUCAUCUCAAGAGUUUGAUACUGCAGAUCGCUGCUCGCUGGCUGGAGCAGGAAACUACUGAUCUUGCAGCCGCCAAAGAAGCUUACAUGGCAGAGACUUGCCCCGCCCCCAACAUGAGUGGAGACCAAGCAGCUCUGCUGGAAUUCUGCAAAAAGCUGUACCAGUCCCUCGACAAGAUCGAUGAGGACAGAUAUGACAACGGGGCCAAAGUUGCAAAGGCAGACAAGGAGAUUGAGGAGCUGAAGCUCAAGGUGGUGGAGCUGGCUGGAGUGAAGAAACCCGCCUUGAAGAAAGUACGUAUGUCUGCUGACUCCAUGCUGCAGGCUCUGCUGGGAGGAAAACACAAGGUGACCAUGGACCUGAGGUCCAACCUGAAGCAGGUCAAAAAGGAGGUCAAAGAGGAGGCGGUCGGCGAUUGGCGUAAAAACAUUGAGGACAAAGCUGACAGGAAGAAGAUGUUCGAGACCUCUUAA